This is a messenger RNA of Protopolystoma xenopodis, 795 nucleotides long. The record is from the annotation of a GenBank genome assembly. Lineage: Eukaryota; Metazoa; Platyhelminthes; Monogenea; Polystomatidea; Polystomatidae.
AUGGAGAGCAUCGAACCUACGAUUGGUGGAGGCGAUGCCCUCGGAAGCUAUGGUCACACUGAAUCCUCAUUUAUCACUCGCCCUAGCAACGCUAAUCUCUAUGCGUCAGUGCGUGUAUGUGUGCGGUACGGCCGACUGGUGAACCGAGUCCCAGAGACGCAACUAGUCCUGCCGGACACGUCGAGACUUGGACUUGGAGGUUCUGCGUUCAUGAAGGCUGGCGCCUGCCCCCAACCGCAGCAGUUGUGGGUUGUUGAGGCAACCGUUCAGAUUGUCUGCCAAGGCAGGCGUCUGGGAGAGGAGAGUUGUUGUCGGUGGUGCGUGUUUAUUGGCCGAUUCUUUGCAUGCGACACGUUUGAUGCCACGGGCAACGGGGACAAAGGGUACAAAAAGGUUACUACUGCUGUCACGCCUUAUGGCGAUGGUUGUCACGGUAAAUGUCACAUGGAGACUAGCGUCUUGGCUGCUUGUCCGGCUUAUGUCACCUGCUCGGUCGGGCCAGAAGAGAGGAGCACAUCGGCCGGACAGCUUAGGCGAAGACCGUCCGAAAGAGGAGUUUGCUCAGCCUCGACCGUCUGUACCAGCGAUUGUUGGGCCACACUGCGUCACAAGCUUCUGGGCAGAAAGAGACACUUUUUUAUGCACAACUGUGGCGAGAUAUCGCCAGCACCGGGACUCGUGGAGAGCUUCGCGUUGCUAGCGAUUGUGUUUUAUCACCAUCCGCUGCAGCCUGACGGCUGUCGGGCGGCACCAGUCUUGAGCGGGCUUUCAAUUGAACUGAUGCCGAAUUGGUGA